Molecule: messenger RNA, 495 nt
Organism: Dibothriocephalus latus
Lineage: Eukaryota; Metazoa; Platyhelminthes; Cestoda; Diphyllobothriidea; Diphyllobothriidae
Source: the annotation of a GenBank genome assembly
GCGUCUGCUGCUGCAGACAGCAGUUUUUCCUCCGAGGCUCCCCUCGACAGAUCCCUGGCAGAGAAGACAGUCCCUGCCGGUGCGCCAGAGUGUCCCAGUUCUGCCUUGCGACGGUCUUCAAGAACGCGUGGCGCGAGGGACGACUUUGUCCUCCGGGUCGACAGCUCCUCCAAACUGCAGGACAUUCGAGUGCAGAUGAUGAAGCUCAUCGACGUGGCUCCCUUUGAUCAGCACCUGUCUCUUGGUGGAGUUGAGUUCACUGACUACUCGCGCACUCUCGUACAGUUGGGAAUCCAGCCAGACUCACUGCUCUACCUCUGGGUGGACUUGCCGCCUGCUGAUUCUGCGGACUUCGAACGUUCCAAGAAGACUGGCGGUGCACCAAGCUCAUCGGUGUCCUACUCGAAAACAUCUGAACCGGUAGAAACAGGCUUCAAGGGUACUCGUCUCCUAAACUCCUGGUCCCCGGAGGUUGCUGUCUCCAACGGUUCCUGA